CAGUGUGAACCAAUGGAUGUUUUUAAUAUUUUUUUUCUAUGAAGAUUUGGAUUCCUAGACUUGCCCAGGCACUUCUGUCUGCUAUAGCCGACUUAAGGCUUUAUUCAUUAAUGAAGCAACUAGAAAAUCAGCAAGUAGCAAGAUGGGUGUUUUUUUGCCAGUUAUGCUCUUGGUUCACAUGGUAUUGCUGUACCAGAACUCUUACAAACACCAUGGAAACUGUUCUCACUAUAAUUGCUCUUUUCUACUAUCCUUUGGAAGGUUCAAAGUCUAUGAACAGUGUCAAGUACUCAUCCCUGGUCGCACUUGCCUUCAUAAUUCGUCCCACAGCUCUCAUUCCAUGGAUACCUUUGUUCUUUAGACAUUUCUGGCAAGAACAGAGAAAGCUUGAUCUUAUUCUACAUCAAUUUUUACCUAUUGGAUUUGUCACUUUGAGUUGUUCUCUGAUAAUUGAUCGUAUGUUUUUUGGUCAGUGGACUCUGGUUCAGUAUAAUUUUUUGAAAUUUAACGUGCUGCAGAAUUUGGGAACAUUUUAUGGUUCUCACCCAUGGCACUGGUACUUCAGUCAAGGAUUUCCAGUUGUUUUGGGCACUCACCUACCCUUCUUUAUUCAUGGCUGCUUUCUAGCCCCAAAGAGGUACCGGAUACUUUUGGUGACUAUACUGUGGACACUUCUGGUUUACAGCAUGUUGAGCCACAAAGAAUUCAGGUUUAUCUAUCCAGUUUUACCAUUUUGUAUGGUAUUCUGUGGGUAUUCACUAAAUCACCUGAAAAUGUGGAAAAAAACAGCUCUAAGUUUCCUGUUUUUAUCAAAUAUGCUCCUUGCCCUCUAUACUGGUUUAGUUCAUCAACGAGGUACUCUGGAUGUCAUGUCUCAUAUUCAAGAACUCUGUUAUAACAAUCCAAAUAAAUCUGCAGUUUCAGUAUUUGUAAUGAUGCCUUGCCACUCUACUCCUUUUUAUAGCCAUGUUCACUACCCACUUCCAAUGCGAUUUCUCCAGUGUCCCCCAGAUCUGACUGGAAAAAGUCAGUAUCUUGAUGAAGCAGAUCUAUUUUAUCAAAAUCCCUUGAGCUGGCUGGCUGAAGAGUUUCACAGCAAUUCAACAUUGCCUACUUACUUAAUCAUAUUCAGCAUUUUGGAAGAGGAAAUAAGUGCUUUCCUAAUUUCAAGAAACUAUGAGAGAACUGCUGUUUUCUUCCACACUCACUUGCCAGAAGGUCGAACUGGAAGUCACAUAUACGUCUAUGAACGGAAAUUAAAAGGGAAACUCCAGAGAAGAUGAAAUUCUGAACUGUACUGAGAUCUUUCCCGGAGAAAUAGACACUGAGUAGAAAUACUCAGAUGUUGCUUAAAUACAGUAGUAAACACUGGGUAAGAUUCAUGGAACUAGCAAAAACCUAUGUAUUGCUUUACCAAAUAGUACUACUGAGGAAAUGUAUGAAAAAUGUCCCAAAGUAUGAAAUCGUAUAUUAAU
Messenger RNA from Pteronotus mesoamericanus, 1475 nucleotides. RefSeq names its product phosphatidylinositol glycan anchor biosynthesis class B (gene PIGB). Gene Ontology annotation, biological process: GPI anchor biosynthetic process. Gene Ontology annotation, cellular component: endoplasmic reticulum membrane. Gene Ontology annotation, molecular function: alpha-1,2-mannosyltransferase activity. The record is from RefSeq and is a predicted model, not a curated record. Bases 39 to 1283 code for a protein of 414 amino acids. Lineage: Eukaryota; Metazoa; Chordata; Mammalia; Chiroptera; Mormoopidae. The transcript is spliced from 9 exons.